GGUGUGAUGGCGUCCAAGACUAACUCGAGCCCUUAUCUCUGGGGGGCUCGUACAGUCUCGAGAGGAAAGGCGGCCAUGAAUGCUACACCAAGAGCAACAGAACAAGUCUCAGCUCCAAUGUCCCGAGCUCAUGAUACCAGGGCUGUCAACGCCGUCAGCAUCGCCAGGGGAGGGUUCACGUCCCUGAGCUCCUGGAAGCGAGCUGCGAAUCAGCUCAUCCGCCAGCUGUACCGGGCCAAGGUCAUUCUCGGAGACCUUGUCGAGAACCAAGACGUAGAUCCACUUUGCGUUGUGGACGAUGCGGGCGACUUGCACAACGACGACAUUCCUGCGGAGGCCUUGCAUGCAGCAGGAAAGGCUGAUGAAGAUCUCAAGGACAAGCUCAAGCUGGCGGAGAACAUCGUUCGCAAGCUAUACGCGCGAAGCAUGGAGCUGACCCAGCAAAACAAGUAUCUGAGAGAGGAAAACGAGCGAUUGAGCCAGCUAUCAGUCGAAAGACCUCGGUCGACCAGCGGAUUCAGUGAGAUUCUGCAUGAGCAGAAAACAGACACGAAGAGGAGGGAUCGACCCUUUACGGCUGGCGCACCCCUGGCGAAGAAGGAGGAGAUAGAGCAACGCCGAGUCAUGUCGGCAGAGCCACAGCUGGGUAGUCGCAGGGGCGCGAGAGCCUCAACAGAUGGGUGGGAGCUUGGAGGACAAGAGAAUCUAGCGGAGCUGG
This is a messenger RNA of Guillardia theta CCMP2712, 718 nucleotides long. RefSeq lists its product as hypothetical. The annotation marks the transcript as partial. NCBI's taxonomy places the organism in Eukaryota, Cryptophyceae, Pyrenomonadales, Geminigeraceae. The record is from RefSeq and is a predicted model, not a curated record. The transcript has 12 exons.